This is a messenger RNA of Protopolystoma xenopodis, 534 nucleotides long. NCBI's taxonomy places the organism in Eukaryota, Metazoa, Platyhelminthes, Monogenea, Polystomatidea, Polystomatidae. The record is from the annotation of a GenBank genome assembly.
AUGCCAACAGACAGUCCUCAGUUGACCUUCACCAGCGCCUUGAGCAUAGUCAACAACUCGCACCUCACAUUCCUUGGACUGGCCUCCUUCCAAUUCCUGCUCUACCCAAAUCUGCGAAUCUUCGGAAAUCCCCGUCUCUGCUACCUUUUGUCUCCGAGACUGUGGCAUGAUCUUAUGGCGUUGCCGAAUUCCCUUUCCCAGCCCGAUGCCAUCAAAGACAGACCAGCUCUGCACAAGCGCCGGUCUCGCGGCUCACAGUCCGACUCGGUCGGCAUGUCAUCCGUUGUCGGGCUGGCCGACAACAAAGCCUCCGCUGGACCACGUGCCCUGACCACUCUCGACUCGUUGAUGGCCGGCCUGAAGCCGCAUGUCGCUUGGGUUGCCAGUCUGUUGGUGGAGCACACGGAUUUCGCCAACUUUCUGCUGCGGAUAGAGCACCAGGCGAAGAGGCUACGAGACCGACAGGCGAGUGUGCAGAUUGUGGGGAAUGGGAGCCCUGAUCGCUGUCUCGGUGAGCACACAAAUUGCGGAUAA